This is a messenger RNA of Bufo gargarizans (Asiatic toad), 2474 nucleotides long. It is a transcript of the gene ARK2C, whose product is annotated as ring finger protein 165. Bases 182 to 1123 code for a protein of 313 amino acids. Gene Ontology annotation, molecular function: ubiquitin protein ligase activity; zinc ion binding. Gene Ontology annotation, biological process: motor neuron axon guidance; positive regulation of BMP signaling pathway. Lineage: Eukaryota; Metazoa; Chordata; Amphibia; Anura; Bufonidae. The transcript has 7 exons. The record is from RefSeq and is a predicted model, not a curated record.
CCCCCUCCCUUUGUGUUGAGGCAGCUGCAGCACAUUUGAAUGUAUAUAGGGGGGAUUUGAAAGGACCAUUACCAAUGGGCCAUCUGUCUCCCAGCCAGCAGUAGCAGCACACACUAGGAUCAGCCUGUCUAUACAGUCACAGUGAUCAGCACCAGGGGUUGCAAGCACUGUCUCUGCCAGCAUGGUGUUAGUCCACGUAGGAUAUCUUGUUCUUCCAGUCUUUGGCUCUGUACGGAACCGAGGUGCCCCAUUUCAGCGUUCCCAGCAUGGCCAUGCUACCUCCUGCCGACACUUCCAUCUAAGCCCUCAACCUCAGCUUCCCGACUUCCCUAUCCAUCCUCACCCGGUUCAGCCACAACAAGGAAUGACCUCUCACAUGGCUUCUGCUCACCAGCAUAAUGGACCACUGCACCAGCCCCUGCCACCUUUGACUGGUCUACAGCUUCAGGAGGUGGCAGGACCCUCCUUCCUACCUCAGGCCCUACACCAGCAAUACCUUCUCCAGCAACAGCUCCUGGAGGCUCAGCAUCGCAGGCUAGUCGCGCAUCCCAGGCGGACUCAAGAGCAAAUGUCUGUGCAUCCACAUCGGUUACGCCCAAGCUUUGACUUCAACCAACAAGUACAAAUGCAUCAACCUCUAGGGCCCAGGUACUUGGCUGAAGGAACAGACUGGGACCUCAGUGUAGAUGCCAGUUUGACGCAUCCUCAGUUCCAAGUACGACCUGUCCCACAGCACUAUCAGCAUUACUUAACGAGUCCUCGCCUACACCACUUCCCAAGGACCACAUCUCUAACACAAAUGGAACUGCUGCAGCUAGAAGACAGACUGGGAAGUGUGACGCGAGGAGCCGUGCAGAACAUCAUAGAAAGGUGUACGUUUCCACACAAGUACAAGAAGAGAAUGCCACAUGGUGGAAAAGACACAAAAGAAGAUGAGGAGGAGACGGACACGGAUGAAAAGUGCACAAUCUGCCUAUCGAUGCUUGAAGACGGAGAGGACGUGAGGAGGUUACCCUGCAUGCACCUGUUCCACCAAGUCUGCGUUGACCAGUGGUUGGCGACCAGUAAGAAGUGUCCAAUCUGCCGAGUGGACAUUGAAACGCAACUGGGAGAAGACAGUUGAGAGAAAGAGGACUUUUGUCAGGAUCCCAUGUUCCUUAUCAGGUCACGUGGCCAUAGCCUGCAACAAAACUUUUGCCUUCUGAGCCAUUUGUUUUAGAGGACAGCCUGCAAGCACAUUAUUCAGUAGUCGAAUUGUGGGCAUGUAACAAUUACCAGAGGAUCUUAACAGCCAUAAUGCCCUGUUGCAUUGGAAGCUGGCCUUCCUAGAGCCAAAGAGGGCGAUUGCUGGAGAUGGAGACUAGCUCUUGGAGGUACUAGUGUGGUAGUCUGGCUUGCCAAUCCUGCACUUCAGAGGAUUGUAUAUAUACCUCUCCGAUAAGUAGAAUCAAGUUAGGGGUACUUAGCUACAGUAUUUAUGUGGACGGCAUCUGGAGCAUGUUAGCUUAUUUCAAAAAAAUGUUCUGUGUUUGAUGCCCUAGUCAUCUUGUGGUGGACAUGUUGCUAUUAGCCUAAUUUUGCACCAAAUAUUUUUUUUUUUAUUUAUAUAUAAUUUUUUUUCAUUUUGUCUAUUUUUUUUUUGGUGCUUGGUUGAGCCAUAGUGGUUGAUACAUCAAAAUUUCCCAAACUUCCAAAAUAAGAGGCUACAAAAAAAAGGAAAAAAAAAUCCUGUUUACAGAAAAAUAGAGAAAAUGCAUAGCCUUAGUUUGUUCUUUUAUGUUAAAUAAUUUAUUUAUUACACUUGUUAUGUUUACAAAGGGUUAUAUAAAGGACAUUCAACUUUUCAGGUGAUUACCUUGGUUUACUCUGCUUUUGCUGGGACCAUUAUAUAAAACGUAAUCCCACCGUAGCUACUACAGUCCAUUUUCUCCAUCAUUAUGGUUCAGUAUCCCCAAGAGACCUGAGUGCACUGCACUGAUCAUUUGUGAGGGGCUUUCAAAUGCUUAACGUAGACAAUUUAAUAACUGGUUUAAUAUUGCUAUUAGCUCAAGUCUCAAGACCCCACAAUCUAUUGGUAACCCCAUGAUAUCAGGCGAUUACAUAACUUACAAUGGGUUGUAUUCUACUUUAGUUCAGGUGCCAAAAUGUAUUCUAUAAGGACAAGAGAGAGUUUUUAUUUAAUUUUUCAAACUUUUCAUUUUUUUGUAACUUCUCUACAACCCAUUUCACAUUCCAUAGUACGUAACACAUACCAUUUUUGAAGAAUUAAAAAAAUGUAAAAAAAUGUUUCCCCCUUUAGAGCUUGCAUAAAAAAUUAAUUGUAAGAAAAAAAAAUUACCUACUUAGUAGUAGGGGAAUAGUACCCACUGCUGCAUGCAGGGGCGUAUCUAAAGGCUCAUGGGCCCUGCAAGAGUUCAGUUUGGGCCCCCCUUCCCUCAGUGCUUUGUGGCCAGGGGCAGAGAAGCACAUAGCCU